Oppiella nova is the source of this 1030-nucleotide messenger RNA. Lineage: Eukaryota; Metazoa; Arthropoda; Arachnida; Sarcoptiformes; Oppiidae. The record is from the annotation of a GenBank genome assembly.
AUUUAUUGCCAAACAGUUGCGAAACAGUUUUGCAAUGAAUGAGUGAUUCAAUGAUUACUCACUUCUAGUCUAUUAUACGAUAAUAUAAUUAUUAAUUAACUUAUUAUUCACACAAUUAUUACAGUUAUAUAGCAUUGAAAGCAAUACACAAAUCACUAUAACUAUGAACUUCUUCGGCAAAAAGCAAACCCCAGACCAACUGAUGCGAACGCAGAACCGGGAGAUCCGAAGAGCCCAGAGAGACGUCGAUAAGAGUCGUAAUGAUAUCGAGAAACAGGAGAAGCAGUUGGAGAUACAGAUCAAGAAGGCGGCCAAAGAGGGCAACAAACAGUUGUGCCAAACACUCGCCAAACAGUUGGUUCAACUGAGGAAGUCGAGGACCCGGACGGUGGCUGUGGGCGCCAACAUCGGUGCCAUCGGAUCCAAGUCUAAGAUAAUUCAAGCAAACAAUAAGAUGGCAGAAGCCAUGGCCAACACGACGAAGACAAUGAGUGAAAUGAACGCUCAGUUAAAACCGCAACAAAUGAUGAAAACAAUGCAAGACUUCGAGAAAGAGAAUCAAAUGAUGUCUAUGAAGGAGGAAAUGAUUGAGGACACACUGAAUGGCAUUCUGGACGAGUCGGGCGAUGAGGAGGAACAGGACGCUGUCGUGGCGCAGGUGUUGGACGAGAUUGGCAUUGAGAUCACCGGAAAGAUGGCUUCAGCGCCGACACCAUCGCGUGAGUUGGGCUCCACAUCGACUGCGAAGUCCAAGUUCUCUGACAGUGAGAUCGAGGCCCAGUUGGCUAAACUCAAGAUGUAGUGAAUGGCCAACAAUUUUCUAGUGCUAUCAAUGAUUAUAUUUGAUUGCCUUUUAAUCGCACGAUUUAUUUUUAUAUAUUUAUUAUUCUCUCGAAUAUAAUAUUACCAUAAAAUUGUAUAUAAACUGUUAUGUAUUAAUUUGUCCUAACUUAUUACUGUAUAAGAUUGACUUUAUUUAGAAUUAAAUAGAUUUAUAUACCGUAAAGUAUUCAAUAAAGGUCACUUAUAU